CGAACGCAUUACUGUUGAUAUUUCGUGGUAAAUGUCACAACCGGCUAUUUUACAAACCACAGUUCAGGACUUUUAACAAAGGAUCGUGUGUUCCAAAGUGUUUCGGGUUGAAAAUUUAAAGUUACAUAUCGUUUUAGUUAUAUAAUAGUCAAAGGAAAAGCGGACUAGUCAAUUACACGGAGGAAAACAGGAGGCCCGAUUAUCGACUACAUUUUAUUUGACGGACAUUACGUAAUACUGAAGCGCCUACCGUGAUGUAAACUACACAGCCUCCGUGGACAACAACCUGACCAGUUGACCAGUAGACAACCCGGUGGUCGGUAUGAAUAGCACGACCUUUUGCUUGAUCCUUGUGUUAGCAGUACUGACCAGUGUGUUAUUUAUGAGAGACUCUGGCCCUCAACCGACCAAGCAGCUAAAUGAUACAUACGACUAUAUUAUAGUUGGCGCUGGAUCUGCGGGAAGUGUCUUAGCCACUCGACUGUCAGAGGACACCGGAAGUACUGUGUUAGUCCUUGAGGCUGGGAAUACUGGGGAGAAUAACUGGUUCAUCAACGUUCCCUUGGUUAGUGCUCUCACACAAAAGUCGAAUGAGGACUGGAACUACCAAACAGAACCCCAACAACACGCAGCAUUCGCCAUGAAGGAGCGGAGAAGCUGCUGGCCCCGCGGAAAGGUCUUGGGAGGUACCAGUGCCCUCAACAUGAUGGUGUAUGCCCGAGGUAGCCGCUAUGACUACGACAGCUGGGCCGAGGAAGGCUGUGAGGGAUGGAGUUACCAAGAUGUUCUCCCAUAUUUCCUAAAAUCGGAAGAUGUACUGAUAGACGAACUGAAGAAUUCAGCGUUCCAUAGUAGUGGCGGAGAGUUGGGCGUGUCACGUUCGUCGUAUACAGCCUUACCCAGCGUGCUCCUACAGGCCGGACAGGAGCUAGGGUUCAAAGCCCACGACUGCCACGGUCCUGACCAAAUCGGAUUUUGUAGAAUGCAGGCGACGGUGAGGGACGGUAAGAGAAGCAGCACAUACAACUCCAUCCUUAAACCCGCUAUGAGUCGAGCAAACCUACACGUAGGUGUGAACAGCUUGGUGACUAAGGUUCUGAUACACGACGGUCGGGCGGAGGGUGUGGAGGUUAUGAGAGAGGGGCGGACGCUUACGGUCCACGCCAGGAAGGAGGUCAUCCUAUCCGGAGGUGCCGUCAACUCGCCACAGCUACUGAUGCUGUCAGGGGUCGGACCACGUGAUCAUCUAGAGGAUAUGGAAAUUGACGUUAAAGCCGACCUACCCGUCGGAGAUAACCUACAGGACCACUUGAUGGUUUUCAUACCUGUUCUCACCAACACGUCUAUACCUAUAACAAAGGAUACUGUAGGGAACGUAUGGGCGCUGAUGGACUAUGUGAUUCAUAGGACAGGUGUCAUUGCCACCACCGGUGUUGAAGCUAUGGCAUUUCUCUAUGAGGACGGUAACGUCACUUCCGGUAAUGGCAAAGCCCCCGAGAUUCAGUUCCAUCUUCACAGUGUUCAUGGUUUCACGGAAAACGAAAAGCAAUUUGAAAAUUUUAAUCUUAAUGAAAAGACACGAGAUCUCGUAUUCUCGACAGCUGUAAAUCAAAGCAGCUUCUCGAUGCUGCCAAUCCUCCUACAUCCAAAGAGCCAUGGUACCUUACGUUUAAAAAGCAAAGAUCCGCUCCAGUACCCGGCCAUAGAUCCCCAGUACCUACAACAUCCGGGGGACAUCAAAACACUCUUAAAAGGUAUACGGCUCACUGAACGACUAUUGGACACCAAACCUAUGAGGGAGAUCGGAGCAUCUAUUGACCCGUCCGUCCCUAUGUAUAAACUGUGUGAGCAGCAUCUAUUCAGGUCAGACGCCUUCUGGAUGUGCUUCAUACGACAACUAGCUGUAACUGUAUACCACCCCACCGGCACGUGCAGGAUAGGAAGAAAGGAUGACCCCACUGCUGUGGUUGACCCUCAACUUAAAGUGAAAGGCAUCAAAGGUCUGCGUGUAGUAGAUGCUUCUGUUAUGCGAAACAUGCCGUCGGGCAAUACAAACGCCCCGUCGAUUAUGAUUGCAGAAAAGGCAGCGGACAUGAUACGAGGUGUAGAUACUGUUCAGAGAUGGAAACAGCAAAUAAGAGGGCAUUUGUGACGUGUGUUGAUAUGCAUAGGUAUUUGUAACAAGGAUGUGUCACAACAAUCAAUUGAUCACCUCUUUUAUAACGUACAAAGUAAAUAUUUUAAUACGAAUAAUUCCUCAAGACAAUCUACCUCAGGAGAUAUUAAUGAAUGUGUGUCUUUAGCGUUAUUUAGUUAAUGUUAAGAUAAUUAACCAUAUAAGGUCAACGUCUAUUUCCAAGAGUUCCGUUCAUGAACUGCGGGGCUUCGUAUCGAUAUACUUUCUCGAUUUUCAUUAGGUGGAUAUGUAUAGUAGUAAGAGAGGUAGAGAUGUGUAGUACAUGUAGAAGAUAGGUAGAGGUUUCACCACCAGGCACCUAGCUGGACUGUAAACAAUGUACACGAAAAGAGUAUUAUCUAGCCACUCUGGGGGACCACAUUGUUGAGAUUCUGUGACGCUAUCUGGUGACUUUUUAAAGCAAUAUUUGAGAGCAAAAUUUAUUCCAUUUUCAGGCCUUUUUGUCUCCGUUUCAGUUUCAAAAUUUUAGGAAAGAAUGAAUUGUUAUUGAUAUGAUAGGAGAUAAAUUCAGUAUUGUCAUGUAUGUAUAGAUAUACAUAUUAAUAUAUAUAAAGUAGAUAAUAAAGAAACAAAUUCUUGCAAAGGAAAAUAUAGAAAAUAAAAUAGAAGUAUCCAAUAUCAACCGCUACCUUCUUGGGCUUCUUCAGGCGGACAAUAUAUUUUAUAUAUGAUUCAUGAUCACUUUUAUUAUUUAACAGCACUACUCAGAAUCACCAAAUCACCGAGCAUGCCUAUUAAAAGGGAGUAUUGUAAAGCAACUAAGUUUUUACAUUUUUACACGCCUGAGUCAACAUUAGACUUUUUGAAUAUGGAAGUUCUGUGUUUAGCAAACGAAAUUCUUUAACAAAAAUGGAUUAAAAACAUAUCAGUGAUAGUUUACCGAGUUAUUGAGGCAGAGGUACGCAUUGCUUUUAUAUGUUUAUUGCAAUUGAUCAUCAAUCCGCCUCUUGCUUCUUCAUAUCUUUCCUUUCUAACAUAAUUGAACACAAUCCCUUUUUAAGCCGUUACUACAGAGAAUAAGUCUUCAGUCGCUCAGAAAAAUUUCAGUCUGAAUUGCUGAAUGAAUUAAUAUAUGUACAGUAAAUACUGAUUCCCCCAUCCCCUCACUAGUGUUUUAAUUCACGUGUAGAUGUAAAGCUAAUACAUUGUAGGAGUCAUGCUGAGGUGGUCGCACCAGUGGUCCUUUCUAGUUAAACAAAAUAUAGAUGUAUAGUUUCUUAGACUGUUUUUAGAACAAUGUUAGUUGUUAUUUGUUGUUCAGAUCACUAAACAUCAGCACUUGAAUGGUUAUAACUUACUUACAGAAACAACGAUGUGUAAUUUUAAGUAUGUGUAUAAUCCUAUCUGGUCCUUUUACCAGAAAAAAAUAUUCCUUUUUUAAAUUAUUUCAUUUUCAGUUUAUUAUGAAUGUUACAUUUUUGUCUGACUUGAAAAGGGCUGUGAUAUAAACAAAUAAAAUGUAAUCCUUCUUAAAGAUGUAAUCCCGCUUUUCAUAAACGUAUAUAUGUAAAAUUUUCAAAAAGAUUCAUCAGUUUGGAAAAAUGUGAU
This is a messenger RNA of Mizuhopecten yessoensis (Yesso scallop), 3745 nucleotides long. Its product is annotated as glucose dehydrogenase [FAD, quinone]-like. The record is from RefSeq and is a predicted model, not a curated record. Gene Ontology annotation, molecular function: flavin adenine dinucleotide binding; oxidoreductase activity, acting on CH-OH group of donors. The transcript has 12 exons. Lineage: Eukaryota; Metazoa; Mollusca; Bivalvia; Pectinida; Pectinidae. Bases 323 to 2152 code for a protein of 609 amino acids.